Molecule: messenger RNA, 2658 nt
Organism: Arabidopsis lyrata subsp. lyrata
Lineage: Eukaryota; Viridiplantae; Streptophyta; Magnoliopsida; Brassicales; Brassicaceae
Product: pentatricopeptide repeat-containing protein At3g16010
Exons: 2
Coding region: 620-2548 (642 amino acids)
Molecular function (GO): protein binding
Source: RefSeq, a predicted model, not a curated record
AGAAGGAGAAGAAGAAGGAUACGGAAAGAAUCGAGAGUGGAGAGGAACAGAAGGGACGAAGCAAGAGCCCCCUAUGAGGAAACCCAUCUUCGCCGCCAAGUACUACUAAGAGAUUGGAAAUGUGUGGCAAAUGAAGCAAUCCUAAAUUCACAGGCCCAAAGCAAUCCUAACUUCCUUUAGAUGUAGUGUGACCUCGGAUAAUCUCAAAGAAGAAUGAUUACACAAAACUCAAAACUAUCCUUCGAUUUCUGAAAUAAAAUAUCUAAAAAUCCUACGAAAUUGGGUAAUCAAAGGUUGAAACUUUUUCCUUUUGAGGAGGGCAAUGGCAUAUCUGCAAUUUUGGAAUAGUUCGGUGCUUUGUGUACAUAACUUACCAAUCAAAACUCGCCAGCUUAGACUUCCCUGCCUCGUUAUCCUCAAUCUUUGGGUUCGCUCGGUUUAAGAAAACACGUGAGCCUCACGUGCGUCUUCUUCCGCUAAUCUAUCUGACCCUAACUUUCUCAUGUUUAUUUAUUAACUGUUCUGUCUUAAAACCACCGACGGCGACUUGAAAUAUCGAUUGCUCGGCGUUGGAGUUUGGUCGCCACCGGACUGUUACAUGUAAAACACGAUUAUAAAGAUGGUGUAUAUAUCGGCGCGAUCCAUACUCGCGAAGCGAAGUGUCUCGACUCUACCUUAUCUCUCUCAGAGAUUUAAACAAACAGAGAAUGAGAUUGUUCAAAUGUUUAGUAUUCCGAAUCAUGAGGAAUCUGAGAAGCCUCAAGAGAAGUGGAAAUUAUCUAGGAAAGAUCCGUCAGUGCGAAUGUUGGAUGAGAGAUUCAUUAGGAUAGUCAAAAUCUUCAAAUGGGGACCUGAUGCUGAGAAAGCUCUUGAGGUACUUAAACUGAAAGUUGAUCAUCGAUUAGUUCGUUCGAUUCUGGAAAUAGACGUUGAGAUAAAUGUCAAGAUUCAGUUUUUCAAAUGGGCUGGUAAAAGAAGAAACUUUCAACAUGAUUGCUCCACUUACAUGGCCUUAAUACGUUGCCUUGAAGAAGCUAGGCUUUACGGUGAAAUGUAUAGAACGAUACAAGAGGUGGUUCGUAACACAUAUGUUAGCGUUGGUCCGGUAGUACUCUCUGAGCUUGUGAAAGCAUUGGGGCGAGCUAAGAUGGUUAGUAAAGCUUUAUCGGUUUUUUAUCAGGCGAAAGGACGCAAGUGCAAACCCACUUCGAGCACUUACAACUCGGUAAUUCUAAUGUUGAUGCAAGAAGGACAGCACGAGAAAGUCCAUGAGGUUUACACUGAGAUGUGUAACGAAGGUGACUGUUUUCCAGACACGAUUACUUACUCUGCGCUUAUAUCCUCGUAUGAAAAACUAGGUCGUAAUGAUUCUGCGAUAAGGUUGUUUGAUGAGAUGAAGGAUAACUGUAUGCAGCCUACAGAGAAAAUAUACACCACGUUGCUGGGAAUAUACUUUAAGGUGGGUAAAGUUGAGAAAGCUUUGGAUCUUUUUGAGGAGAUGAAACGAGCAGGUUGCUCGCCUACAGUUUAUACUUACACAGAACUGAUAAAGGGACUUGGCAAAGCUGGGAGGGUAGAAGAAGCAUAUGAUUUAUAUAAGAACAUGCUUACAGAUGGAUUGACUCCUGAUGUUGUGUUCUUAAACAAUCUGAUGAACAUUUUAGGCAAAGUGGGUCGAUUGGAGGAGUUAACGAAUGUCUUCAAUGAGAUGGGAACAUGGAGAUGUACACCGACUGUUGUUUCAUACAAUACCGUGAUUAAAGCUCUAUUUGAGUCAAAAGCACCUGUUUCGGAAGUGAGCUCUUGGUUUGAUAAAAUGAAAGCAGAUGGUGUUUCCCCUAGUGAAUUCACUUAUUCGAUCCUUAUAGAUGGUUAUUGUAAAACGAAUAGAGUAGAGAAAGCUCUGUUGCUUCUUGAGGAGAUGGAUGAAAAAGGUUUUCCACCUUGUCCUGCAGCGUAUUGCAGCCUCAUAAACGCUCUUGGAAAGGCAAAAAGAUAUGAAGCAGCGAAUGAGCUAUUUAAGGAACUAAAAGAAAACUUCGGCAAUGUAAGUUCUCGAGUAUACGCUGUGAUGAUCAAACAUUUUGGGAAAUGCGGGAAGCUCAGCGAAGCUGUAGAUCUCUUCAAUGAGAUGAAGAACCAAGGAAGCGGUCCAGAUGUUUAUGCUUACAACGCCCUCAUGUCAGGAAUGGUAAAGGCUGGUAUGGUAAAUGAAGCUAAUUCGUUGCUUAGAAAGAUGGAAGAAAACGGUUGCACCGCGGAUAUAAAUUCGCACAAUAUCAUCCUCAAUGGAUUUGCGAGAACAGGUGUGCCGAGGCGGGCUAUAGAGAUGUUUGAAACUAUGAAGCAUUGUGGUAUUAAGCCUGAUGGUGUCACUUAUAAUACUCUUCUUGGAUGCUUCGCACAUGCUGGAAUGUUUGAGGAGGCUGCAAGACUGAUGAGAGAGAUGAAAGAUAAAGGAUUUGAGUAUGAUGCCAUCACUUACUCAUCUAUACUUGACGCUGUUGGCAAUAUGGAUCAUGAAAAAGAUGAUGUUUCAUCUUUGUAAGAGUUGAUUUUUCUACUUGGAAUAACAAGAUUAAAGAAGUAGAAGCUGAAAAAUUACUACAUUGUUUAAGUUUUAGUCUAAUCGAAGAUUAAUGUAUGAUUUGAAAAAUA